Mya arenaria is the source of this 8146-nucleotide messenger RNA. Its product is annotated as sodium/hydrogen exchanger 1-like. Gene Ontology annotation, molecular function: sodium:proton antiporter activity. Gene Ontology annotation, biological process: regulation of pH; proton transmembrane transport; sodium ion transport. Bases 230 to 3025 code for a protein of 931 amino acids. Gene Ontology annotation, cellular component: membrane. Lineage: Eukaryota; Metazoa; Mollusca; Bivalvia; Myida; Myidae. The transcript has 22 exons. The record is from RefSeq and is a predicted model, not a curated record.
UAAUUGCAGUUUUGAAGUUUAACAUAGUAUCUGUUAUAUCUGUGCAUUCAUUACCGGUAAUUCAUUCUUCAAAAGUGAAAACUAGCAGAACAAUCAUAUGAGUGAGGAUUGAUGGAUAUAGCUGAGAAACCUAACAACUGUUACACAAGAUAACCAGCUUGGAAAAUUCAUUAUGUCAUCUUCAUGAAACCAGUUAUUGGAUGAAUCAGAAGAUUGAUCUGAUUCCAACAUGCUGGUCUCUACAGGAAUUCACGUAGCUUUUGUUGUGCUGUUGUGUUUUGUUGCCAUAGCUACAUCAUCUUCUAUUGGAAAUGACCCAGUUACAAACUCCAAGACAUUGCAUAGCAAUACCACAACAAGUAGCCAUAGCAACAAGACAGAAGACAAGCACCUGUCACCUGAUGGUGGUAUCCAUGGUGAUGAAGGUCAUGAUGAUGAUGGAGGUCAUCAUGCUAGCAACCGUAUCCAUGUGGCAGAAUUAAACUAUGACCAUGUCAAAGGCCCAAUGAUUGUGGUGCUGGUAAUAAUCUUUGCAGGACUUAGCAAAAUAGGUUUCCACCAUGCUGAUUUUCUGUCUUCCAAGGUUCCGGAAUCCUGUGUUCUCAUUUUAUUGGGCAUCCUGUUUGGAGCUAUCUUGUAUGUAACCGGUGCUGCAGAAAAUGUUGACUUCUUUACUCCGGAUACUUUCUUUAUCUACCUUCUACCACCGAUCAUCCUUGAGGCAGCUUUCAGCCUCCAUGACAGAGCCUUCUCCGACAAUCUCGGCAGUAUUAUCAUGUUUUCUGUUGUUGGGACGAUUAUCGCUUGCUUUGCCAUAGGCCUUUCGCUGUAUGGACUAUCCCUGGCAGGGGCCAUGUCGGACCCCGAGGCUAACCUCGUUCAGAUCCUUGUGUUCACUGCACUCAUUGUGGCCGUCGACCCUGUUGCUGUGCUAGCAAUAUUCCAAGAAGUAGGGGUUAACCAGAUGCUGUACUUCAUGGUGUUUGGGGAGUCGCUACUGAAUGAUGGUGUCACAGUGGUGCUCUAUAAUGUGAUGCAGACCUACAACCGGAUGGAUACCAUAGAAGCAGACCAGAUAGUACUGGGCAUAGUGAAGUUCUUUGUUGUUGUGUUUGGAGGCCUGGCUAUUGGCAUUAUACUCGGGAUAUUAUCGGCUUUCAUCACAAAGUAUACUAACUUGGUCAAGGUGGCCGAACCAAUCAUCAUAUUUGCCUUUGCCUAUGAGUCAUACAUUCUUGCGGAAAUGUUCCAUUUCUCUGGUAUUGUAAGUAUUAUAGGAUGUGGGCUAACACAGGUGCAGUAUGCCUUCAAAAACAUCACCAACAAGUCAAAACUGGCUGUCAAGUUCUUCGCCAAGGUCAUCAGUAACACCAGUGAGAUAAUCAUUUUCCUGUUUCUGGGAUUGAAGACAGUAACUACACACCAUGUUUGGAAUACAGGCUUUGUGCUCUGGACCUUAUUGCUGUGUGUCGUGUAUAGAUUUAUAAUAACAUUUGGCAUCUCGUGGUCCAUCAACAGGUGUGACAGACACAGGGUCAGGAAGAUCAAGCUGGAUGAGAUGUUCAUGAUUAGUUAUGGAGGCCUACGUGGUGCUGUUUGUUUCUCCCUGGUGGCACUGCUGAGUGAGAAAGAAUUCCCGAUGAAAAACAUGUUCAUCACAACAACCCUUGUCAUCAUUUUCUUUACAGUGUUCAUACAGGGUGGGACAAUCAAGUGGCUGGUGAAGAAGAUGCGGAUCUCACUCAAUGACAGCACUAAGGAUAUGAUCAUGUAUCAGGAACUCAACCAACAUAUCACGGACCAUCUAAUGGCUGGUAUAGAGGAGGUAGUUGGAACAUCUGGCAAACACUACCUCAGAGAGAAAUUUGACAACCUGGACAACAAAUUUUUCCGCCCGUUGCUGCUACGUGAUGCGAACGAGUGUGAUGUGGAAGAACUCAACAAAUACUAUGAGAAACUCAUGAUGAAAGAACACUACAAGAACUUGAGGAUCUGUGGAGCCCAGAAUCUGCCCAGGGUUGCUUCUUCUAUUCGUGCUGUAGACAGUUCAGCCUGCCUGAGAGGGAUGGACAAUGGUUUUGAACAGAAACAACUGGAAAAAGAAGAGGAGCGGGUUGACCGUCGUCGGCGACUGAUAUCCCAGCGUUCUCUUGACAAUGCUCCCAGAUCAGACGGUGAAUAUGAUGUGCAGAAGAUGCUGAGAGACGCCCUAGCCACAUCUAGAAAUCAAACUGGAAGGCACUUCCAUGACAAGAAUUAUGUAAAGGAUGAGCAUCGCCAUUUGGUUGGUCAGCUUCGACAGAAAUACAAGAAAAACCAACGUCUUAGUACCAUGUGUCGUCCUAAGCUAGAUCGUGCAUUGUCAUGGAAUGAGAAUCAAGGUGAACUUUUUACCAGACGAACUUCUGAUGUAAAGUUAAACCUUCGUGCUGGGAGGGCCGUCACUGUCGAUUUCUCUCCGGGUGAGUUGGAGGAGUCGAAGUCAGCGGAAUUUACUCUUGAUGACACGGUGUUUGAGGCUGAAGAAGACGACAAUACUGAACAUAAUCCAUUACUUAGCAACAACACAAUGGGUCAUAUGAAACGCGUUCACUUCUCUGAUGUUGAGAAACAGGGAACUGUAGGUGAAAAAGGCCAGGGUAAAGGGACUGUGAAGGGGCAGGAUGUGAGUGUGCAUGUACAAGGAGGGAUGGGGGAACUUCUGGCUGAGGCAAACUUGAUUGACAGUGCUGACUUGGAGAAGGAAAAUGCACACAAUGUAUUGGAAGACAAUCUGGCACUGUCACAGGGAUUCUCUGUGAGUAAAGAGGUGCCUUCUAAAGAAUAUCAUCCUGACCCGAGACAGAAUGACAGUGACAAGACUGAUCCAAAGAAAUCCUUAACCAAGCGUGCUGAUAGUCAUCAUGGUGGGCAUGAACUAUUACGACAGGAUGCUUUAAAGGAUGCGGAUAUUCGAGGGGACAUUGAGCUGCAAGAGUUGGGUAAGACAACACUGCAGGAGCCAUCAAGAAAAAUGUCUGUGUAGAACUUCAAAUGAAGUUUUGUCAGUCAAACAUACAUUGUGAAUUUAAAAAAAUGCAAGUUUCAAGGUCCAAACUUUCUUUGUAUUAUGAUACUAUACAAGUGAAUUAUUAUACAGUGAAUGAACUGUUUCAAUCCAAAUGCUACCUGUUUACAUCCAAUAGCAAUAAACUUGUAGGCUUAACAUUUUAUUAAAGGAUCAUAAGAUGUUUUAAAGCAGUCAUUUGUCCUUUAAUUCAUAGAUUUCUCUUACAUUAGAAUGUUGUGCACUGCUUUUCCCUACUGCUUAGACUGAACAAUUACUCAAGUAAAGCAAAAACAACUUAAACUGGUAAAUGAAUUGGCAGUAAAUAUACAUUUAAACAACAUUAAUCUGAACACCGUUUAUCAGAAAUUAUCGAUACUUCAAAUGAAUUUUUGUUUUUGUUUACACAUCAUACUGUAAUGACACACAGACGUUGGUUUUAGGUGAUAAUGAAGCACAUGUCAAUGAGAGAUUUAUUUUGGGUGGUCUAGUUCGUAUAUAACGGCUGAUUAACACAAUAGAAACUUUAUAUGUCAUGAAAGUUUAACUGGGACCAUGUUAUAUGUCAUGAAAAUGUAACUGGGACCAUGUUAUAUGUCAUGAAAAUGUAACUGGGACCAUGUUAUAUGUCAUGAAAGUGUAACUGGGACCAUGUUAUAUGUCAUGAAAGUGUAACUGGGACCAUGAUAUAUGUCUUGGCAGUGUAACUGCGACCAUGAUAUAUGUCAUGGCAGUGUAACUGCGACUAGAUAUAUGUCAUGACAGUGUAACUGGGACCAUGAUAUAUGUCAUGAAAGUGUAACUGCGACUAGAUAUAUGUCAUGACAGUGUAACUGGGACUAGAUAUAUGUCAUGACAAUGUAACUGUGACCAUGAUAUAUGUCAUGACAGUGUAACUGCGACUAGAUAUAUCGAGGGCUCAACGCAACACUAUUGUAACUCAUUUUUUCAAAUUUUACAGGAGGUUGAAAAAACUUCACAAUUUUUUGUAUUAUACAUAUUUUGUAAGAUUCUUAGUAUAUUUGUCUUUGAAAGUAGAAUCAAUUUAAUAAUCCAAAUAGAAAUUUGAAGUAUAAUGUUGUGUUUUUAUUAUAUUUGAAUAAAUAUUAGUUACAAUAGUGUUGCCUCUGAAAAUGAGAAAAUAUCAUUUAAUUUUUCAACGCAACACAAUUGUAACUGAAGUUGCAAUAGUGUUGCAUUUAUCUUUUUUUACCAGUUUUCCAGUUAUAUUUACAAUUUGCAGAGCAACACAAUGAUAUUAUUUUUUUUAAGUUGUGCUUACAUAUUAAUUUAAAACAUAGCUGAAAACACAUUUAAUUCCUCAUAGUUCUUUGUAGUUUUUAGCUCGACUAUUCAAAGAAUAAGGAGAGCUAUACUACUCACCAAAGCGUCGGGGUCAGCGUCACCCCUUGGUUAAGGUUUUGCGUGCAAGCACACAUAGGUUAAUAUCUCAGCAACUACUUGAGGUAUUGCAUCGAGACUUUAUACAAUGGUACUCAACCACCCAACGUACUUAAAUAACCCGGCCCCAAUAUCACGCAAAUACUUAAGUCAAAUCUCAAUCUCUAUCUCAACUCAUUUUACCACAUAGAAGCAUCGUAUUAUUCAAAAUCUUGCAUGUUUUCAUACUUUUUGUAAACAUAUUUUCUCUUGAGUAUUUGAUAAAAGGCAAUGAAUUGAACUCAAGUACAUUUUUUGGCAAUAAAAAAGUUUUCAAUUGGAAUCGAGACCAAAGGUUUGAUCAACAUAUUCAAUGAAAGAAUGCGUUUUAAAAAAAAUGUGAAAACAUAUUCUUGUUUCCAAUAAAUUUUGUAUAAUAUGGUUAAAUGAGUUGAGAUUGAGUUUGAGAUUUGACUUAAGUAUUUUCGUGAUAUUGGGGCCAGGUUAGAUACCUCUAGUUUGCAUUUAAUGCAAAUAUUUGCCCUUUAUUAUUCGACUUAGAAAAUCUGGUUAAGGUUUUGCGUGCAAGCACACAUUGGUUAAAAUCUCAGCAACUACUUGAGGUAUUGCAUUGAGACUCGAUACAAUGGUACUCAACCAUCCAACUUACUUAAUUAACCAGGUAUGAUAACUCUAGUUUGCAUUUAAUGCAAAUAAUUGCCCUUUAUUAUUCAACUUAGAAAUUCUGGUUAAGGUUUUGCGUGCAAGCACACAUAGGUUAAUAUCUCAGCAACUGCUUGAGGUAUUGCAUUGAGACUUUAUACAAUGGUACUCAACCAUCCAUCCUCCUAAAUUAAUCAAGUUAGAUAACUUGCUUUCAAUGAAAGUUGUCAAAACGUUCAAUCUGUGAGAGUGCAGCUUUAACAAUCUGACUUUUUAAAAAUAUUUUAUAACAUGAUGUUGCCAUCAUAAAAUGCCCUGUAAAUCAUAGAAAUGCAAUUUAUUAUAUAAAUAGAAUAUCCCAUUCGUGGUCAUUUAAACAAAAUUUAUUAAGUUAUGUUUACUGAAUUGUCAAAAAUUGAUAUAAAGUUUUCACAGCUUACGGUAUUUCAAUCAAUUUUAGAAAACUUUAAUAAAUAAAUGAAAAAUAAAUUCCUUAUUGAACUCCACAUUAUAGAGGGUCAGACAUAGAUUUCGUGUUUAAUGUGAAUAAAGGUCGAUUAUCCUCUAUGUUUGGCAAACGGGGAAUACACUGAAAUCACAAUUAGGCAUUCAAAUUAAUAAUCUGAUGUUAAACUAAUACAUCAUAAUAUUAGCAUCGUUGGCAACUACAGUACUUUUUCUGUUAAAUUUCAUACACAAUGAAGCAUAGCGAUGUUGGUCUGACGAUGAAUAAUUAGAUAUAAAUAAAUUAAUUUAUAGAUUUAUACUUCUAUAAUUGAUCUCAUAAUUUUCAUAUGUUCUAAUUUUUAAAGAACACUGUACUAGUGGCAUAGUACUGUUUUGGUUUAAUAGUUUAUUUGAUUCACAGAGAUUAUAAGUAUCUACCAUAGCCGCUCGUGUAAGAUUAUAGGUUCAUCCCGACCCUCGCGCAGGGUGUUUUGCGGGAACUCAGUAAACCUCGUCUUACACUCUCAGCCAUGGAAGAUACUUAUAAUCUCUGUGCAUCAAGUUCACUUCCUUCUGAGGACCAUGAUAUAGCUUAUUUGAUAAAAGAAGCUAUUUGGCCUCUCUGAGGUAUAUGAUACCAUCUUUAUUUCAUUGUAUUUGACCUUUUCAUUAUCUUCAUUUAUUGAAAAGUUUUUCACAUUGCUUGCAACCUGUUUAAUGUCUAAAAUGUCAGUCGUACUCAUUUCUUUCACAAAAUAUGGCCUUUCAUGUGAUGCAGUUCGGACAAUUGCUGCCCACUACCCACUUGUAUACACACUGUCAUGUUUUGAUGCUCUCUCAACUUCAGCAUGUAUUGAAUCUCUUUCAUUUUGUGUAUAACCUUUUUGCAAAUAAUUAUGUGUGAUUGUCCAUAGUUUGCUGCUCCCCCUUUGCAGGAGGCUACUGGUAGCCUUGCCAUAUGGCAGCUACUGAGUUUGCAACACACUGCCGGUCACAUCCUUUAUGGGAAGCGUGUCUCUGGUGUUUAGAAUCUUGCAACAUAUUAUCUGUUUCCUAGAUACAAAAAAAUGUAUUAAAUAUUUUAUAGGAUGUUGUUAUUAUGGAUAAAACCCUUUUUUCAGAAAAAGUAGCAUUUUUUUCAGCAAAUACUUCUAUUAUCCCACAAAACCUUAACAAAUCGGAUGGAAUGCAAAUAUGGCAUAUUUCUAAGAACUUUUAUGAAAAAACAUUAAAUUGACCGGACUAAAUGACUUGUAUCAGGGUCUUAUAACAGAUUUGUUGACAUUGUUUGUAUUAACAUUUUAGGACACUAAAUGAUAUUUUUCCUAAUUAGGUCAAUUAUAAAAUUAUUUGGACCAUUAUUUGGACCAUAGUAUUAAAAAAGUGAGUGGUUUUUUUUAAAUUUCCGUUGUAUUGCAUUGGGAUGUUAUAUAACACCUGAACUACAUGUACCAAAAUGUCAUAGUAUUCACUUAAAUAGAUUAUGGUUCUAUGGUGUCAGGGCCACACAAUUAAAGUUAAAUCUGUAAUAAAAUUGAACUAUUAAUAUAACAAAAAAAUAAUUAAAGAAAAUGUUUAGAAUGGUUACACAUAUUAAUCUUCAUAUACAGUACAGCCAACUAUUAAAAAAAUAAAAGAAAUCAGUUUAUUUUUACCUUGUAAUGAACAUAACAUAAUAAUAUUUUUCUUGUUAUUUAAUUUAUAAUUUCAUAACAUAUUAUUACAAUAAGAAAUUGUUUAUAUGAAAAGUAAAACACUUCUGUAUAAAGCGCAUUAUUGCAAUAUUGACACAAACUUUAGUGAAAGCUGAUGAUGUGAUAUGAUUCUUACCCUUUAUCUUGGGAUAAUACACAUGUUACUUUAAAUAGUAACAUUUCACUAUAGAAAUUCGUUCCCGUAAUAAUGAUUAUCGUCCCAACCUGUGAGAUUAUUACGAUUAUUGCAUAAUUGCCCGAUGAGAACGAGAACGUAAUUUAAGACUGACAUCAAUUUCACGUUAAUAAGAAUGGCCGCUGUAUACUUUGUAGGCAAACAUUUUGUUUCAGUAAUGAGUACAACCCGAAACUGUACCAGAUGUUUACAUCCGUUAAAGGUCAUAAAGCACUGAGGCAAGGAAAUGUUUUGUAGAAACGUUUUUUUUUACUUUACUCGCUGAGAAUUUUUAAUUAUUCCAGCAGAAUGGCUAGAGUCAUUUAAGUCGAGAUGCUUAUGAAAUUGCUCCUAGGCUUGACGACCCUGGCUGUGCCCACCUUAUAAUUGAAGUGAACAACCAAAACAGCCAAUGUAAAACAUGAAAUAUUUGAAGAAUGAGAAUAUUGCAGGCUUAUUCUGAAAACACGUACGAAAAGGUUUGCUAAUGUGAUUUCCAGUCACUCGUUAUUUUUCACAGCUAAUGCCAUUCAAAACCAUUUUGUUAUUUUACAUUUUUAAAACGUUAAGACUUAAGUCACUAUUGUACGUAUGCUAAUCAUAAUGCAUAUCUUUUAUUGUUCCACAAAAUCAUGUUCUUUAAAUCCAUUUGAAAUCAUUGACAAAUGACAAAACAUAUAUGUAUUAUACAGGAUAAUAAUGGUUGACCAUGGCUUUUGGUUGAUAAUUGCCCCAGUGAAA